This is a messenger RNA of Marchantia polymorpha subsp. ruderalis, 1455 nucleotides long. The record is from the annotation of a GenBank genome assembly. Lineage: Eukaryota; Viridiplantae; Streptophyta; Marchantiopsida; Marchantiales; Marchantiaceae.
CAGAGCUCAUGUUAGAAAGAGAGCACUGGUAAUGACUGCGUGCUAUAACUUGGUUUCUUCGAUCCAUUUGUUCUUACCUUGCAACCCAAUGUUCAUCCGGAAAAACAUAUGUCAGCCCUCAUUCGGGAACAAACGUAGUGAGUGUAUGAUAAUUCGAUAGUGAGUGAGUGCUAGCAGUCUCGUGGGUGUUAGCAAUCUCGCAGGUGCUAGAAAUUCACGGCAAAUCUUAUCCAUGGUCGUUGAUCUGGUCUAACUACUGAAUCCUGCGCGUUCCUGGGUCUCGGAGUAGCACCCUCGGGCCAAGAGUGUGUGACUUUGCUCUGAAUACGAGGUUUACAAUUGCAAUCCCCUCGGCGAAUGCAAUUGGAAGGGCAAGAAUGAUGCUUUCUGACGGUCAUUCUGCUGCAGCCAUGGCUUCCCAGGGAUCUCGUCUGCGCUCAGUCGUGGGCAUCAUCAUUAGUUGCAUCCUCGUCUGGUUACCCACGACGUUUGCCGGUGGAUUCGCGAGCGCUGGGGUAGGCGGGCGACGGCCGUUCGAGUACUUCGUCUUUCAGGACUGGGAGAGUCUGCAGCGUCAGGAAGGAUGCUCACCGAUGGGCGUCUCCCAGAUCGUCAAUUCUCCAAACGAGAAGUACGGCCUCGCACAAGCUAUGUUGUGCCCGGAUCGAGAAUUAUCUCCGUGGAACAUCAGCUUCGUGUUCGGAGUGUCGAUCAAUCCAUUGUCGCUAGACAAUGGAUUGUGGACGUGGACAGUUCCCGUCGAUUUCAACCAACCCACCAACAGCUGCUCUCUUCGAUUCACGGAAGAUGGGGACUUGCAAUUUACCGUCCCGAUCAAUCCCACGGACUAUGGAAGUCCCGGCCCAUGGACUCAGAGCCGUGUUCUGUGGAGCUCCAACACCAGUGGCCUGGGAGCCGUGGAGGUACAGGUCCAAGACUCUGGGAAUCUCGUCCUCGUCCACGAAGAUGGCAAGUCUGUCGUCUGGAAGGCUCUGGACAUUCCCGUGCUGCCUCUGCUGCCGCUCAGUGAAGCUGCAACUUCGACAACCGGAUAUCUGAGGAUUGCAAUGUCGGCCGUUCUAGUGGCUCACGUGCUUCCGUUCCUCAUCAGCUGUUUAUGAUCCUGACAUACUUUUCCAGAGUUUGGACAUUCCAGGUUUCUGAAAGGAGGUGCAGGUUGUUAACGGAAAUCACAGAACCUCUGAGUAGAUUCGUCUAAGUCACUCACUGAGCUUGACUGAUACUGCAAUUCUGAGAUUGCAUUUGUAAUGUAAGCGGAAUCUGUUGCGCUAGAUCUAGAAGGCCAAUUUGUACGGGGAGGAGGUUUGAUUUUGCUUACCUCCCAAAAGUGAUCAAUGAAAUUUAGACUUCAUCCGAAUGCUGUGAGCUAUUGGAAUCAUAUUUUUGAGCUCAACGAAUUGGCAUGCUUCUGCUUCUGCAUUAGUGAUACAAGGA